This is a messenger RNA of Microplitis demolitor, 2309 nucleotides long. RefSeq lists its product as uncharacterized. The transcript has 7 exons. Lineage: Eukaryota; Metazoa; Arthropoda; Insecta; Hymenoptera; Braconidae. The coding region runs from base 163 to 2130 and encodes 655 amino acids. The record is from RefSeq and is a predicted model, not a curated record.
CAUGAUACUCAAAAUUACGACGUAAAUCCCCGAUAAUAAAAAUAGACAUCAUUAAUGUGAAGAAUAACAAUGUUGAUUUCAAAACAGUCUUAAUUUUUUUAUUCAACAUAAACUUCUUAAACAACUCAAACCUAGUGAACAGUAGUUAAAAUACUAAGUACAAUGAUGUUAACUAAUUAUUUAAUAUUCAUCAUAAUAAUUUAUUUCACUAAUUCAUUGACAUCAAGUAUAAAUCCAGGAGAUAUUUUCGACUCAUACAAGUUAGAAUCGUUUAUAGAUAGACUGGAGAAAAAAGUUAUGGAUAAUCAACUGAAAAAUACGACACUGAAGAAAUAUCAGAAAAAUAGAGAAUUAAAAGCAGUUUUCAUUGAUUUGAUAAAUACACUAGAGAAACUGAAUUUAGAAUCCGAUAAUGCAACUGACAAUUAUGGGCCGUACGAUUUUCAUAAAUUUCUGAACAUACUUGAGGAGCAUCAAAUUAAAAAUGGUUACGUUCAAUCAUUUUCAAAUUUGACUAAAUACGCGAAACUUAUAGAAGACAAAUCCAGUGCCAUAGAUACCAUCGUCAGAUCACUGAUUUACCUCCAUGAUCAAAGAAAUUCCGAUUAUGAUGUUAAUGUAUGCUCAUAUGUAUCUAAUUUGCUUAAAUUUGUGCAACACGAUAAGUAUUUUGAAUCUAUUUUGUCGAUAUAUCUAGAUUUUUUGCGCGAUCUUCAAACAAAAAUGGCGCGCCCAAAUCAAUAUUCUUUCUGUGGUAAAACCAGCUCAUUUGCUAUUGGAUUAGUUAAUUAUUAUAUUCACGUAAUGACAACUUUUAUCAAAAAAUAUACAUUAAUUCAGUUUUCUAAAAUAAUUGAAGCGCAAUGUCAAAAUCUUCAACCAACUCCGUCAUUGGAUUUUAUUUUAUUAAAAUUAGAUCUAAUCCUCAUAGUUGACCUGAACAAACAAAUAUUACAGAAAACGCAUCGAUUUAUGUAUAACUGUGAUUUAAAAAAAUCUGAUAACAGAAAUCAUUAUUAUGAAUUAGACCGUUUGGUGCAAACAAUAAUUAUUGAAGAAAGAUAUCUGAGCACAAAAAGAUUUUGCGAUCAUAAUUGUAGGCUGAGUUCCAUUACAAAAACUUUAAAUCAUACAGAGUGUCGUCAAUUUAUUAAUUGUCAAUAUAUUAGUGCAAGCUUCGAUAUUUGUGAAUCUAACAAAGGGAGUUCAAGACGGUACGAGUGGUUUAAGGACAGCCAGGGGAACAUGUAUGGCGAAAAUAAUCAACAACAAUGUGAUAAUCCCCUAAAAUCUUUAUCUAGUUACUAUAAUGCUUUUCAAUUUCACUAUUGUGAUUACUGCGUGUGUACUUGUGUUACGAACCCACAACGAGGGCACCCGAUGACAACUGCUAUCAGUUUUAGAGACCAAGUUACAAAUAUCAAAAACAACAUAGUAGUGACAGGUGUGCGAUUUGUCAAAAAAGACCGUAUGAUUCAUGUACAAAUAAAAAGGGGUAAACUGAAGUCACAGAAUGUCAGGGAUGAAAGUUCAUGGAAAAAUUUGGAAAACUUUUUUUAUGAGAAAAGUACUGGAAGACCUUAUGUCCAAAACAGUCAAAAUAUUUCUACAGUGUGCAAACUGGGAACUGAUUACGGAGAUGCUAAAAUAUUAAUUUUGGAUGAUGUACAUGCGCCCGAAGGUUUUGUUGUUACAGGGGUUAGAUUUAGAUUUGCAAAUAAUUUCGGUGAUUAUUCGCCACCGACAACAGGUCCGAUACAAUUGCAAAUUCGUGUCACGCCUUUUGAUUAUAUAAGCGGCAAGUUAAUUGAUCACAAUAAAACGCAUUGGGUUUCUCCAAAAGUCGAGAAAUGGAGAGAAUCAUUGAUUCUGCAAGAUCCCGAAGAACCAACUGAAUCAUCUGAUGAUGUUACUAACUCAAAGACAAAUCAGUAUAUUGUAUUCCGUCCUUCCGAUUUGAAAAAAGACGCCGGACAAUCAACAGUUCCAUUCUUUGAUGCCCAAAACGUUGAAGGUGUUCCUGAAUUUCCGUUAGGGGGAGUUGGAAUCAUUCAUCGUGGUCGCGACGGCGAUGGUGGACUUGUGGCAUUCCGAGUUUUCGAUUUAAAGCUUUCUAAAUAUUUUCAAUAACCAAUCAAAAUUAAAAAAUACUAAAUCAUUAUAAUUAUAUUUUGAAUAAUAUUGAUUAUUAUCUGUCUUUUAUUUCCAAUUCAAAAUAAAAAAAAAAUAAUAAACUUCUUAGAUAAUUACUUUAAGUCUAUAGUUAAAAAUUAUGUAACAGGAAACGAUUAAUGUUGGCCAAUUAAAGC